GUGCUUUCUUUAUUGUCAGCAAACGACGAGUCAAGCACUGAGAAGUCUUCUCGGAGAUUUGACAAAGUGGCCCAAGGACUUCCUUCAUUGACCCGACGAACCUCUAUACCCCUCCUCACCCCCUCUAUUCCUGCAAACUCAGCUUCCAAUCUUCUUUACCAAAACUAGCCCAGUUCACAUUAGCUUCAACGAAUUCAGGGAUGAUCCCUUUUUUUUUUCCUUUGUUCUUUUAAAUUUUACGCUCUAAUACAGGUUUUGAAUAUUCAAACCUUAUCCUUGAGGAGAGAAUGAUGUUUCGUUGUUGUUUCAAGAACCCUUUUGUGGGUUUCCUCCACCUUUCCGAGUUACGGCUUCUGAAAUUCCAAUCUCAGUUCUUCUGUUUGUCUUGAAUUUUGUCUCAGGAUAUGAUGUUAUGAUGGCUAUGGUGUUGCGGGUUCAGUAUUUUGAGCACUUGGUUGUUAGAAAGUAAUCUCCGAGUCAUUUUUUUUUUUCAAUCUGUACCUCCUCUUUGCUUUGUCGGGAAUCUUGAUGAAAAUGGUUCUGAAUUGCCGACCUCUUACUGUCCUUAUCGGUGUUUCUCUCGGGCUGCUGCUUAGUUGUAGUUUGAGCUACGGCACCGCGACUGAUAUUUAUUGUUUAAAAAGUAUAAAGGCUUCACUUGAAGAUCCUUAUAGUUACUUGAACUCUUCAUGGAUUUUUGGCAACAAUACUGAAGGCUCCAUCUGUAAAUUUACGGGGGUCGAUUGUUGGCACCCUGAUGAGAACAGGGUUUUGAAUAUUCGGCUUUCAGAUAUGGGGCUCAAGGGACCGUUUCCUAGGGGCAUUAUGAAUUGCUCGAGCUUAACAGGCUUAGAUCUUUCUAGCAACAAACUAUUUGGAAAUAUUCCACAAGAUAUGCCCAAAAUUCUAGAGUUUGUGACAUCUCUUGAUCUCUCGUCUAACAAUCUCUCAGGGGAUAUCCCAGCGAGCCUCGCAAACUGUACUUAUUUGAAUGUCCUUAAACUUGACCAUAACAGGUUCACUGGUCAGAUUCCUGCAGAAUUUAGUCUGCUUUCUCGGAUUAAACAAUUUAGUGUGGCGAACAAUCUCUUGACAGGGCCAAUCCCCCGAUUUAAUAAUGUUACAUUUCCAGCAUCCGAUUAUGCAAAUAAUCUAGGACUAUGUGGGGUUCCUUUGGAUCCUUGCCAAGCAGCUUCGAAGAAGUCUCACUCUGCACUUAUUGUGGCAGCAGCAGUUGGUGGGGUGACUGUUUCAGCCUUGGGUGUGAGUAUCGGUAUGUUCUUCUUUAUGCGCAGGGUGUCUGUGAAGAAGGAAGAUGACCCCGAAGGAAACAAAUGGGCAAAGGUUUUAAAGGGAGCAAAAGGCAUCAAGGUAUCCAUGUUUGAAAAGUCAGUUUCAAAAAUGAAAUUCAAUGAUCUCAUGAAGGCUACUAGCAACUUUACCAAAGAUAAUAUCAUUGGGUUGGGAAGAACAGGAACCAUGUACAAAGCAGUCCUUGAUGAUGGCACUUCACUUAUGGUCAAGAGGUUGCAGGAAUCUCAACACUCUGAGAAAGAAUUUAUGUCCGAAAUGGCUACUCUUGGGAGAGUAAAGCACCAAAACUUGCUUCCUCUUCUAGGGUUCUGCCUGGCUAAGAAAGAAAGGCUUUUAGUUUAUAAGCACAUGCCUAACGGUACCCUUCAUGAUCAGCUGCAUCUUGUGGAUGAUGGUGACAAGCUUAUGCCAUGGCCUUUGAGGCUAAAAAUUGGGAUAGGGGCAGCCAGAGGACUAGCAUGGCUCCAUCAUAACUGCAUUCCCCGUAUUCUCCACCGAAACAUAAGUUCCAAAUGCAUCUUACUCGAUGUGGAUUUUGAGCCAAAAAUAUCUGAUUUUGGCCUGGCUAGGCUCAUGAAUCCGAUUGAUACACAUUUGAGUACUUUUGUGAAUGGGGAAUUUGGAGAUAUUGGUUAUGUCGCUCCUGAGUAUGCACGAACACUGGUGGCCACACCAAAGGGUGAUGUUUACAGCUUUGGAACUGUACUUCUUGAGUUGGUAACUGGUGAGAGACCAACACAUGUUGCGAAAGCACCUGAGGACUUUAAAGGAAAUUUGGUAGAAUGGAUUACACAGCUGUCGAGCAACUCUCAACUUCAUGAUGCCAUCGAUAAAUCCUUGGUUGGGACAGGCGUGGAUGGUGAGACUUUUCAGUUUCUUAAGGUUGCAUGUAAUUGUGUAGCAUCAAAUCCCAAGGAGAGGCCUUCUAUGUUUGAAGUGUACCAGCUUCUAAGAGCUAUUGGCGAGCGAUACGAUUUCACAAUUGAAGAUGAUAUGCUAAUGCCUUCCGACACUGGUGAUGCUGAUGGCAUGGAUGAACUUAUUGUUGCGAGCGAAGUAAAUUAAGGACAACAAAUGAUAAGGUUCUUCCAUAUUGAGAGAUUACAUUAGUUGGACAUGCUCUUUGGAGAUUUAUUAAAUUCACGAAUUUUCUUGGUAUUUUUGCCUUAUCAAUGUAUGGUCUAUGUUGUAGCGCGCAACUAGUGGCUUUGAUUUAUAUGUGCUUUUUAUGGUGGCUGCGGCGGCAGCGACUGGGACAUUUUGAGGAUUGCUGUUUGUGAUUGAUGAUUUUGUUACCAAAUUACUGUAUGUCUGAAGGCUAAAUUCUAAACUAA
Molecule: messenger RNA, 2648 nt
Organism: Juglans regia (Persian walnut)
Lineage: Eukaryota; Viridiplantae; Streptophyta; Magnoliopsida; Fagales; Juglandaceae
Product: probably inactive leucine-rich repeat receptor-like protein kinase At5g48380
Exons: 4
Coding region: 529-2379 (616 amino acids)
Biological process (GO): protein phosphorylation
Molecular function (GO): protein kinase activity; ATP binding; protein binding
Source: RefSeq, a predicted model, not a curated record